Molecule: messenger RNA, 997 nt
Organism: Nematolebias whitei (Rio pearlfish)
Lineage: Eukaryota; Metazoa; Chordata; Actinopteri; Cyprinodontiformes; Rivulidae
Gene: znf367
Product: zinc finger protein 367
Exons: 5
Coding region: 59-997 (312 amino acids)
Cellular component (GO): nucleus
Source: RefSeq, a predicted model, not a curated record
AACUUGCUGUGCGGCCUUUGCGACCAAAGCAGCUUAUAAAUCUGCUUUCAACUGCACAAUGAGCGACUGCAACAAGCAGCACCCGCAGGUCAUUUUCUGCAACGACUCGCCUAAAAGGGUUUUGGUUUCUGUCAUCAAGACGACCCCGAUCAAACCCAGGAAAGCAGAGGCCCUGACGCCUACGAGCCCCGGUUUCAGCGAUUUCAUGGUCUACCCCUGGAAGUGGGGGGAGAACGCCCACAAUGUGAGCCUGAGCCCGGGCUCCGGGAGCGGGGCUGCGUCCCCCACCGGGACGCACACGGCCAUGGAGGCGGACCCGGCCUCAUCGCCUGACCAGAUCAAGGAUGGUAUCCGCAGAGGCCGGCCCCGGGCGGACACGGUUCGAGAGCUCAUAAAUGAAGGGGAGACUUCAUCCAGCCGCAUACGAUGCAACAUCUGUAACCGAGUGUUUCCCAGAGAGAAGUCCCUGCAGGCCCAUAAGAGGACACACACAGGUGAGAGACCCUAUUUGUGCGACUACCCAAACUGUGGGAAGGCGUUUGUCCAGAGUGGUCAGCUGAAGACCCACCAGCGGCUGCACACGGGGGAGAAACCUUUCGUCUGCUCAGAGAAAGGAUGUGGCAGUCGGUUCACACAUGCCAACCGUCACUGCCCCAAGCACCCUUUCUCCCGUCUGAACCGAGAAGAACCAAAGGAUGGCCCGGGCAAGGCUCAGUCUGUGGACAACAAGGCUGUGGCAGAGUGGCUGGCAAAGUACUGGCAAACCCGGGAGCAGCGUGCCCCCACAACCACCAAGGUGAAGUCGCAGAACAAGAUGAGGGCCGAGGACCAGGAGCAGCAGGAUCCCAUGGAGUUCCUGCAGUCUGACGAGGAGGAGGAGGAGGCCACAGAGGAGGAGAAGAGCAGUCAGGGGGCCAAGCGGCGCCUUCAGGAGCAGCGCGAGCGACUUCACGGUGCUCUGGCCCUCAUCGAGCUGGCCAACAACCUGUCUGCCUAA